AUGAGGAUCACUGCUGUCAAUUAUUUUAGAGAGUCACCAAUAACUCUGCUGACGAGACCGUGGAAGAAGUUUAGAGAUGGAACUCUGUUUUAUGGUGCUUCAAAAUCUGGUACCAAACGCACAGCUCUGACAACGAAGCAAGGAAAUAAGACAAUGUAUAAGGGUACUCGAUCGUCAGGUAUCGGUAGACAUACCAGAUAUGGUGGUUAUACGAUUCAAUGGCGUAAAGUGCGUACAUUUGUCACUCCUAAGAACUAUAAUAUCGACUUGAAGCCUUUGGUGAGCCAUAAUGUGCCUGAGCUUAAGCAUCAAUUCAAAGGUUUCAGUAAGGGUAGUCUCGAUUCGAAGCUUUAUUUCACUAAGUUGAGAGAGUAUAUUCAAAAUGGAAGGCUGCAGAGCGAUGCAUCUGAUCCAAAGUGCUAUACUGAGAGAGGUUGA
Molecule: messenger RNA, 438 nt
Organism: Torulaspora globosa
Lineage: Eukaryota; Fungi; Ascomycota; Saccharomycetes; Saccharomycetales; Saccharomycetaceae
Gene: MRPL27
Product: mitochondrial 54S ribosomal protein mL41
Exons: 1
Coding region: 1-438 (145 amino acids)
Biological process (GO): translation
Cellular component (GO): mitochondrial large ribosomal subunit
Molecular function (GO): structural constituent of ribosome
Source: RefSeq, a predicted model, not a curated record